GCAAAAAACACCUAGAAGCGCCACACACUGAUCACCUUCCUCGCCGGACGUUUAAUUAAGCUCCGGUGAUCUCCAAAUCCCGUCCUUAUUUCUUUCUAAAUCUCAUAUUAGCACCGCCUACCUUUCUUUCAUGGAGGUUUGGUGCGUAAAAUAACUCGUGUGUAUUAUUAGGACCUAAACCCGUCUAAAUUAUUAUUAAUCUCCCUCCACAUAAUAUCCAACUCCGGCGCGGAGGAAUUUGGGAAGCGGAGAGCUGGAAAACAUCGGUGGUGGUGUGAUGGGAUUUUGUAUAUGCCCCUUGGAGACUCCGGCGAGGUUGCUGUGGAGCACCAGUUUCUUCCGUCACAAGAUUAUGAUCUUCUAAUUAAUUCCACACCCACACACCCCCUCAAUUACAAGCAGAGCCCAUACUAAUAAUAUUCUCAGGCCACCCACCUGAUAAUUAGUACUGAUCAUCACUAUUUAAGCAAGAAUCGACGGCGGAGAUCUAGCGCGACCCCCUUAGCCUACCCGCGCUCAGAACUCACCAGAACAGAGCAUCAUCAGUGGCCGACGAUGGAGCCGUGCCGUUUUUUCUUUGACCCUUCGACGACAUCGUCCGCUUGCCAGCAAGGUGGUGGCAACAUGCUGUUCCUCGGGAAUGCUGAUCACGUUUUUCGAGGGCCGAGAUCGGUUAUGGGAUUGAUGGAUCAAGAAAGCUCGAGGAGGCGAAGUUUUUUCAGCUCAUCGUCAUCGCAAGACGAACUAUUCGACGAAGAAUAUUACGACGAGCAGUUGCCGGAAAAGAAGCGCCGCCUCACUCCUGACCAGGUGCAUAUGCUGGAGAAGAGCUUUGAGACAGAGAACAAGCUGGAGCCAGAGCGGAAGACGCAGCUGGCCAAGAAGCUGGGGCUGCAGCCAAGGCAGGUGGCUGUGUGGUUCCAGAACCGCAGGGCUCGCUGGAAGACAAAGCAGCUCGAGCGCGAUUAUGAUCUUCUCAAAUCUUCUUACGACUCCCUUUUGUCUAAUUAUGAUUCUAUCCUUAAGGAGAAUCACAAGCUCAAAUCCGAGGUGGUUUCCAUAAACCAGAAACUUGAAGCUAAAGAGGAGACCAGCAAUAUCAAAGCAGCAGCAUUUGCACCUGAUCAUGCUGACGACGACAAGUGCGACCCUCUUGUUCCUGCUGGUGAUGAGAUGAGGGAUGCUGUUCCAAUAAGCUAUGCCGCUGGUCUGCAAUAUAGCUGCAGCGUCAAAGUUGAGGACCGUCUGAGUUCCGGGAGCGGAGGAAGCGCCGUGGUGGACGAGGUCGAAGGUCCUCAGCUUGUGGACAGCGGCGACUCCUACAAUUUUCUCAACGAGGACAACGUCCACAAUAAUUACCCUCAUCAUCAUCAUCACCAUCAUAGUGGGAUCAACUCAGAAGAAGAUGACGGCAGUGACGACGGGCGGGGUUACUUCUCCGAUGUGUUUGCGGCUGCCGUGGAGGAGCAGGUACAGCAGGCGGAGGGUGUGUCUAUGGGCUGGUGGGUGUGGUCCUAAUAAUUUCCUUAAAAUUAAAAGUGUCCUAUGUAUGUAUGGGGUGUUUCUAUAUGUUGAGCUCAUUGUUCUUCACAGUUUACGAAUACAAAUGUGUAAUAUUAGCGUACGAGGCAGGCAGCUUACUUGUGCCUCAGAUACUCGAUAUUAAUCUGUGCGCCAAAAAUAAAUGCUAGUGUUUUCGUCAAUGGCGUAUUGGCUUCCCACUUGUCCUAUAUUCUAACCGUUGCCUGUCCUAUAUUCAAUGCGGAAUUUCCAACAACAUUUUUGAAUACGUUGAAAAAGAACAAACACAUCGAAUAGCUUCUCAUGCACUCAGAGAGAUGCUGAGAACGGCGUGCUGGAGGCUGAAAGAGAAGGAACGUCAUGCUUUGCUCUACUGGGGUCGCGUCAGCUCAGAGACACCCAGAGACUCGUAAUAACUUGCAAGAUCAUCUGCUGGCACGAGAAAAUCUCUGCUGGCUCAGGCGGACUCGGCUCUAAUGGCUGAAUGCUUAGCGUGUCUAGAAGGGUGCAGAUUUGCUUCGGAUCGGGGCGAUCAACGGGUGUCUUUCGAGUCGGAUUGCCUUGAAGCCGUUAAAAGUAUCAAUGGUGACACCUCUAGGGGGAAGUGGGAGAUUUACCCAAUCCUUAGUAACAUAAGAUAUUUUCUCGUGGCAUUCAGGUCUUGUAGCUGGACUUGGAUUCGUAGAACCGCAAAUGAGGCUGCAGAUCACUUGGCAGAGCUUGCUAAGUUGAGGAUGUGCAAUGAAGUUUGGGCUGAUAGGCCUCCAUCCUCUCUCACGUUCAUCUUGAAUAAGGAUGGCCUUCCAUGUCCUCCAACAAAUGUUUAGUCUGAUUCUGUCUAGGAGGCCUAUGGACGCGGUGAUACUAGCGCUGCUGUGUCUUUCUUCUUCCCCUCCUAGCCUAUCCAUUGUAUUGCACUUUGGUUUUGUUGUCCCCUUCGUGGUUUGGACUUCCUUGUUGGCUGCUUUGUUUUUUCCUGGGUUUGGCUUUUUGGCUGCUCCCCCAUGGAAUGAAAGCACUGUUUCUGACC
Prunus mume (Japanese apricot) is the source of this 2551-nucleotide messenger RNA. Its product is annotated as homeobox 1. Gene Ontology annotation, cellular component: nucleus. The record is from RefSeq and is a predicted model, not a curated record. Lineage: Eukaryota; Viridiplantae; Streptophyta; Magnoliopsida; Rosales; Rosaceae. Gene Ontology annotation, molecular function: DNA-binding transcription factor activity, RNA polymerase II-specific; sequence-specific DNA binding. Gene Ontology annotation, biological process: positive regulation of DNA-templated transcription.